AUGGAUCUCGGCAUGAACAUUUAUCCACAGUACAGCAUCAUUCUCAUGGCUCUGGUGGACCACAAGUACCGGUUUAGAUACAUAAGUGUUGGUGCCCCUGGACGAUGUCAUGAUGCUCAUGUCUACCGAAGGUCACAACUGUCCCACAUAGUGGCCAGUCCCCUUUUCCAAGCUCCAGUUGCCUUGGUAGCUGGAACGGCAGUUCCACCUGUAAUACUCUGCGACCAGGCCUUUCCUUUAACAGCAAACCUGAUCAAACCAUUUGGACAUAACACGACACUGACUGAUGAUAAACGAAAUUUCAACUACCAUCUCUCACGAGCAAGAAGAAUAGUUGAAAACGCCUUUGGAAGGCUGAAGGCCAGAUUCCGGUACACAGCAAAAAGGAUGGACUGUGAUGUGAACAAUGCUCGCUUAGUCAUCCGAACAUGCUGCAUACUAAACAACAUCUGUGAAUAUUUCAGUGACGACGUCCCUCAGCAGUGGCUGACUGAACUGCAGCAGGACAAUGUGGUAUUCCCUCAGCCAUCGUACACGACGGGAGCUGCAGUUGGAGAAGGUUCAAGUGUUAGAUCGGCUUUGGUUGAGUACUAUAGACAAAGGAACUGAGCUGACACAGAAAAAUUCAGCUUCAGCCAUGUUUUUUCUUAUUCACGUGUCUUUAUUGUAGAAGGUUAUGAGUACAUCAUAAAGCUUUUCUUGUAGUCUUAUCUGCUUCUUUCUCAGCUCCAUUUCUUCCUUGUGUGCAAUGUCGAACUGCUCCCUCAGGAGUCUGUGUUCCUCGAGCA
Molecule: messenger RNA, 788 nt
Organism: Ornithodoros turicata
Lineage: Eukaryota; Metazoa; Arthropoda; Arachnida; Ixodida; Argasidae
Exons: 2
Coding region: 1-609 (202 amino acids)
Source: RefSeq, a predicted model, not a curated record